Protopolystoma xenopodis is the source of this 273-nucleotide messenger RNA. The record is from the annotation of a GenBank genome assembly. NCBI's taxonomy places the organism in Eukaryota, Metazoa, Platyhelminthes, Monogenea, Polystomatidea, Polystomatidae.
AUGACGCCUCGGUCGCCGCGCUUCGUCACCGCCGCCGCCGCCGCCACUGCCGCCAUGCUCGGCCUCCUGCUUCUGCUGCCCUCCGCCUGGGCCGUGACUCUGGAAGAGGCCAGGAAGAACCCCAAACAGUACAUUCUGUAUGAAGAGGCGCCGUUCAACAUCGGCAUGCACGUCGGCCUGGCCAUGCUGGUCACCUACGGGGCUCUCACGUUUCUGGUCAUCUUCAUCGCGGUCGUCUCCAAACUCGUCCAGAAGCGCAGCAAGCGUCAAUAG